Molecule: messenger RNA, 768 nt
Organism: Colletotrichum truncatum
Lineage: Eukaryota; Fungi; Ascomycota; Sordariomycetes; Glomerellales; Glomerellaceae
Product: haloacid dehalogenase protein
Source: RefSeq, a predicted model, not a curated record
AUGGCGGCGCCAAGACCCAUCAGCUCUUACAGCUGCCUUACCUUUGACUGUUUCGGUACGCUGGUCGAUUGGGAGUCAGCCGUGUUUAACGCCCUAUCGGAGGUGAGAGGCCAGCUUGACCCCUCCCAUCCGCUCCGGAAUGACCAAGGCGGCACUGUCAAGCUCUUCGCUAAGCACGAGGGACGCCGUGUGCGGGAGCAACCGGAAGAAAUCUACCAGCGGAUCCUGGAGGACGUUUACGGCGACAUUGCCGACGAACUGGGCGUCAAGGCGCCCGAAGAGUCCAAAAAGCGUUUCGGCGCCAGCAUCGGAGAGUGGCCCGCUUUCCCCGACACCGUUGAUGCUCUCAAGCGUCUCAAGAAGCACUUCAAACUCGUCAUUCUCUCCAAUGUCGACAGACGCUCUUUUGACGGAACUUUAUCGGGCCCUUUGAAAGAGGUCGACUUCGAUGCCAUAUACACGGCACAAGAUAUUGGCUCGUAUAAGCCUGACCCGCGCAACUUUGACUAUCUGGUCGAGCACUUGGGCAAAGAUCAUGGGGUGAGCAAGGACGGCAUCAUUCAUACAGCCUAUAGCUUUCCCCAUGAUCUCGUACCGGCCAAGAAGAUCGGUAUCGUAGGGGCGUGGAUAGAACGUGGCCAGGAGGUCCCGACAGUCAUGGGAGGCAAACUGGAGGAUGUCCCGGAAGAUCUGAGGCCGACAUGGCAGUUCAAGACGCUUGGUGAAAUGGCGGAUGCGGUAGAUGCCGAUGCUGCAAAGAACGCGUAG